Molecule: messenger RNA, 1487 nt
Organism: Spirodela intermedia
Lineage: Eukaryota; Viridiplantae; Streptophyta; Magnoliopsida; Alismatales; Araceae
Source: the annotation of a GenBank genome assembly
AUGGCGAUGAUAGAACUGUCGCAGUCGGAGAUGCCGGCGGCGCCGCCUCCUCCAAGCUUCUCGGCUCCCUUCGCUGCCCCCACUCUACGCUGGGCCCGCAAGAAGCGCCUCCGGUGCUUCAACCCCGACGCCGCCGCCGCCGCCACACUGCGCCUCUCGCCAUCGCUCUCCCCCUCCCGCUCCCCCCUCCGGCGAGGUUCCUCUUCUCUGGACGGUGGAGGACCAGCCAGAUGCAGCGCCACCUCCCAAUCCGUUGAGGAGUCUCCGUCGCCGGCCCCUUCUCCGGCACCCCUCCGGCAGCAGUCGCCUUCGUCCUCUGCUCGGCCGAAGAUCCUGAUCCGGCGUUCCUUGCUGAGAGGAGAAAGGGAGCAGGGGGACGAACUCGGAGAGGCAUCGGAGGCAUGCCAUCCGAUGCCUCCGAGGCCCACCGAUCUGUCUCCCAUGGCGCCGGCGGAGAUCGGAGGCUCCAAGGAUGAGAACGAGCGGACGCUCGCCGGAGAGGCGACCGGGAGAUCCCUGCGUUCGAGGACUCGCGCCGGGGAGGAGACGGGGAAGAUGAAGAAGAAGAAGGUGGAGCUGUGGGUUCCCCUGUCCAAGCACGAGAUCGAGGAGGACUUCCUGCGGAUGACGGGAUCCAAGCCACCGCGCAGAUGCAAGCGACGGGGAAAGUCCGGCGCCGAUCAGUUCAGCGUACGCAUCUGAUCCUUCCGCAAUUUUCUUCUGAACGAGUUCUUCCCCAUUUGAUGUGGCUCCAUUCUUGUUUUCCCCCGCAAAUGGAAUCUGACCUCUCUCUCUUUCCCUCUCUAGGGGAUCUUCCCGGGAUCAUGGCUUCCCAACGUGAUCACCGGCGAGAGGUACAAGGUUUCCGAGCCUCCACAUCCCAGAAAGGUACGCAAGGGGGGGAGGCCUCUGAUUCCUUCUUCCAUCAGCUCGUCCUCUUGAACUGUCUCGAUUCCAUGCUGAAUCUCUCUCGUCUCCCCACCCCCCCUCCCACUUCUUCUCUCUUCUGUUUCAGGCGUGCUGAUGGAAAUGGCUCCGACCUCAAAAUCUCCCCGAUCUCCUCUCCAUCCUGCUCGAUUCACCCUCGCCGUUCAAAGCGACCGGAGAUCGCUGCGGACUGCCGGCGAUCGGAUUGAGAGUUUUGGCCGGAUUCGAUCCUCGCUCAUUCUUUCUCCCCCGGAUUGACAGGUCCAUUACUUGUGAGUCCGCAAGAACAACCUUCUAGGAAGUAAUGCUACUACUCCCGACUAAUUCCACACCGCCGCAAAAAUCUCCGUCGCCUCUGUUACCUCCAUCUCUUCUCCUGUUGUUCUCUGCUGUCCCCCCGUUGUCUUGAUGAAUCUCCAUCUCGAGUCCCUGUCCCCGGCGAUCACCUCUCGUCGGAAACAGACGAUCAGCAGGAGAGAGGGAGAGAGAGGGAGAGAGAGAGAGGGAGAGAGAGAGAGAGAGAGAGAGAGAGAGAGAGAGAGAGAGAGAGAGAGAGAUGA